Messenger RNA from Daphnia magna, 1140 nucleotides. It is a transcript of the gene Ref1, whose product is annotated as THO complex subunit 4. Gene Ontology annotation, cellular component: nucleus. The coding region runs from base 169 to 909 and encodes 246 amino acids. Gene Ontology annotation, biological process: mRNA export from nucleus. Gene Ontology annotation, molecular function: mRNA binding. Lineage: Eukaryota; Metazoa; Arthropoda; Branchiopoda; Diplostraca; Daphniidae. The transcript has 4 exons. The record is from RefSeq and is a predicted model, not a curated record.
CAUUAAGUUUGGGUACAGCCAAAGAGACGGAGCGUGGCGUCAUAAAACCUUGUCUUACCGGCUCUGUCACCAUCAUCCCUUUAUUUCGUUCUUACUGAUACUGUGUUUCUGUUUUUUAAUUAGUAGUUCUUAAUUUUGUAAGUCGCACACAACGUUACCGUUAACACAAUGGGAGAUAAAGUUGAUAUGAGUUUGGAUGAUAUCAUCAAAACUAACCGUUCUGCUGGCCGAGGCCGAGGCGGACGCGGCGGUCGAGGUGGCAGUUCUCGUGGAGGCAAUCGCAAUGCCAGCUCAGGUCCCGUUCGUAAUCAACGACAGGGAAACGCUGGUCGUGCUGCACCAUAUGCUAAAGGCAAUCCAGAUGGUGACUGGUCUCAUGACAUGUAUGAAGGUGGACCAAGGAAAACCAAUCCUCGACUUGGUGCAGCCCCGACUGCAGCGGGCGGUUCUUCCAAGCUAGUCGUUUCAAAUUUGGACUUUGGUGUGUCAGAUGCAGAUAUCAAGGAACUUUUUAUGGAAUUUGGACCGUUAAAACAUGCCUCUGUACAUUAUGACAGAUCAGGCAGGUCUCUGGGUACAGCCGAUGUUGUAUUUGAACGCCGUCUCGAUGCUGUGAAGGCAAUGAAACAGUACAACGGAGUACCAUUGGAUGGUCGAUCCAUGGUCAUUCAAAUGGCUACGUCUGAUUUAAACACAAUCGCAAAUCGCCUGACUAGCCCUCGGUCUAAUACUAACAACGGACAACAAAAGAGGAUCGGAACAGCAGCUCCCAGGGGUCAAAGAGGUGGAGGGCAGCGUGGUCAAAGAGGAGGUGCUGGUGGUGGACGUCGUGGCAAUCCCAAACAGCCUGCGCCGACAGCAGAUGAGCUUGAUGCUGAAUUGGAGUCGUACAGGAGCGAGUUGAAAUAAUGCAAUCGUAAAAUAUUCACCAAAUUAUUUGAUUUCCCCAAGUCUACACGUGGUGGAUCAGAUGUGUUGCACUACUGACGUCGAACCCUGAUCCCAACUUAUUCUCUUCCUCCCACAUCCACUUUUCAACCGUGUUUUCUCUUUCGUUCUUUUCAUAUGAAAAUUAAUGUUUUGAAAGACAAACAUGUCAAGACCUGGUUUUAAGACAUAAAAAUGAAGCUUUCAGCGAAA